AUGGGUUCCAAAAUAGAAUAUGUGGACUCGUCCCAGAUGUACGCUACAAACUAUGUGCGUAACGCCAAAGCGGUUGGCGUUUUGUGGGGUAUAUUUACAGUUUGCUACGCAAUAAUUGUAGCAGUGGCAUUCAUCACUCCAGAAUGGAUAGGUGACACUACAACGUCUGAAAAUCCUGCUCGUUUCGGUCUAUGGAGCAGCUGUUACUUCGGCAAUGGUGUGUCGACUGCUGUCGAGGACUGCCAGGGAAAACUGGAAGAUCUGUCCAACAUACCAAGUGUAGCCAUAAGAGUGGCGGCAAUUUUUGGCAGUGUGUCUGUGUGCAUUGCUAUAAUUAUUGUGGUGAUGUUGUUGUUCUUCUUCUUAUUUCAAUCGACAACAGUGUACCAUAUUUGUGGAUGGCUACACGUUUUAUCCGCUGGGUGUCUGAUCGCAUCCAUUGUUGUAUUUCCAAUGGGCUGGGAUUCUCCACAUAUUCAAAAAACAUGUGGUCCAGAGGCUAAAAGCUACAGUCUUGGCGACUGUAAUUUUCGCUGGGCAUAUUUAUUAGCAAUCAUUGCAAGUGUGGAUGCACUUAUUCUAUCCGCUUUGGCUUUUAUUUUAGCCACUAGGCAUAUAAAACUUCAACCAGAACCCUUAUAUGCAUCAACAUUGCGCAAAGGUGAACUCAAUGGUGGAUAUUUAGGUGACAGUAGUGCAUCAAUGGCUGGUUCUAGAAAGUCAUUGAAUUUGCAACCAGUUAUGUUGAUGCCACAGCCAAUGAUGGACCAAGAUCGGUUUUCUGAAUUUUCCAAUAGGACGGGUCGUUCUCAUAAAGGUGCCAUGUACAGACCAGAAUAUGCUUCAUCUAGUAUUCAUAAUUUUCAACUUUGA
Molecule: messenger RNA, 873 nt
Organism: Macrosiphum euphorbiae (potato aphid)
Lineage: Eukaryota; Metazoa; Arthropoda; Insecta; Hemiptera; Aphididae
Source: the annotation of a GenBank genome assembly